This is a messenger RNA of Cynara cardunculus var. scolymus (artichoke), 2998 nucleotides long. Its product is annotated as general negative regulator of transcription subunit 3. The transcript is spliced from 16 exons. Lineage: Eukaryota; Viridiplantae; Streptophyta; Magnoliopsida; Asterales; Asteraceae. Bases 225 to 2840 code for a protein of 871 amino acids. Gene Ontology annotation, biological process: regulation of DNA-templated transcription; nuclear-transcribed mRNA poly(A) tail shortening. Gene Ontology annotation, cellular component: CCR4-NOT core complex; P-body; nucleus. The record is from RefSeq and is a predicted model, not a curated record.
GAGAUGUUUAUUUCGUUUCUCUCUCUUAAAUCCAGUUACCUGUUGGUUGCAAAAUCCCUACCCCCUGUCGUCGUCUUCACUGAAGAAAGAAAACCCUACUGGAACACACAAGAUCCGAACCUUAAUCUGGCAAAAGAAAUCACUUCCACAUUAGUUAACGCGCUGGGGUUUUGGAUGAUCGGUUUUGAUAAUUCAAUCAGUUUGCCACAUUUGAUAGUUUCUCAAUGGGAGCGAGUAGAAAGCUUCAAGGUGAGAUCGAUCGGGUUUUGAAGAAAGUCCAGGAAGGCGUCGAUGUUUUCGAUAGUAUUUGGAACAAGGUUUACGAUACUGACAAUGCCAAUCAGAAGGAGAAGUUUGAGGCUGAUUUGAAGAAGGAGAUCAAGAAACUUCAGAGGUACAGAGACCAGAUUAAGACAUGGAUACAGUCCAGCGAGAUCAAGGAUAAGAAGGUUAGUGCCUCUUAUGAGCAGGCUCUGAUGGAUGCUCGCAAGCUUAUUGAAAAAGAAAUGGAACGAUUUAAGAUAUGUGAGAAGGAAACAAAGACAAAAGCAUUCUCUAAGGAAGGUCUGGGACAGCAACCUAAAACGGAUCCGAAGGAGAAAGCCAAGUCGGAGACUAGAGAUUGGUUGAACAAUACGGUGUCUGAGCUGGAAUCUCAAAUUGAUAGUUUUGAAGCUGAGAUGGAGGGGCUAUCUGUUAGAAAAGGGAAAGCAAGGCCACCAAGAUUGACUCAUUUAGAGUCAUCAAUCAACCGGCAUAAGGCUCAUAUAAUGAAGUUAGAGUUGAUAUUGAGAUUGCUGGAUAAUGAUGAGCUGAGUCCUGAGCAAGUCAAUGAUGUUAAGGAUUUCUUGGAUGACUAUGUGGAACGAAAUCAGGAGGAUUUCGAUGAAUUUGACGACGUUGACAUGCUAUACAACACCUUACCUUUGGACAAGGUAGAGUCACUGGAAGAUCUAGUUACCAUUGGUCCACCUGGUCUUGCUAAGGGUGUUGGUGCUAGUGGCGCUGUUCUAAGCAUAAAAUCUGCCUUGUCUACAUCUUCAGCACAGUUACCGGGAGAUUCAGUCCAGGAGCAAGUUGAUGAGACAGCUCCCCAGGACGGUAUUUCAGAGUUUGGGGCAAGGACUCCACCUCCGAAAAGUAGUGCAAUUUCAUCUGCUUCUCCAACAUCAGCAGGAAUCCAUGCAACUCCUGCUGCUACUAGUGUUUCUUCAGUCCUUUCAGGUCCAAGUUCUGUUAAGGGAGUUUUGGACAAUACUGGCUCUUCUGUUCCUUCGUCACCUAUAAGCAGUGCUGCCAAGGAAGAAGAGAUUUCCAGCUUUCCCGGUCGUAAACCAUCUCCAGUGCUUGUCGAAGCAGGAUUAAGGAAUCUUGGUAGAGGUGGUAUGACCAACCAAUCCUCAAUCAGUAUUCCAGUUAGCUCCGGCAGUACUGCUUCUACCAAUGGAUCCCUUGGUGUUGCUCCUUCUGUGUCAGACACAUCUAGGAGAGCUAUGUUAGGAGGUGAUGAGAGACUUGGCAGUAGUGGAAUGGUGCAGCCCCUGGUUUCUUCUUUAAGUAGUAGAAUGAUAUUGUCACAAGGUGCCAAGAUCAGUGAUGCUGUUGGUGCUGGUGACAGUGGCAAUAAUGGUGAGGCUGGAGGUAUGACGGGCAGGGUGUUUCCACCAUCUGGAGUUGCCGGCAUACAAUGGAGGCCUGGAAAUCCGUUUCAAAAUCAGCAUGAAGGGUUUCGCGGAAGAACUGAAAUAGCACCAGACCAAAGGGAGAAAUUUUUGCAGCGAUUCCAACAGGUGCAGCAACAGGGUCAGGGUACCCUCCUUGGCAUGCCUUCCCUUUCGGGGGGGAAUCAUAAGCAGUUCACGGCGCAGCAGAACCCCCUUCUUCAGCAGUUCAACUCUCAAAGUUCAGCAGUAUCGCCUCAUGGUGGGAUGAUUGGAUCACCAGCUGCAGGUCUUAUCACUGCCACCUCCGCACAGCAACAACCAAGUUCAAUCCAUUCACAGUCUGGUCAACACACACUGAUUUCAACUGGUUCGAAAGAUACCGAAGCUGGGCAUGUGAAAGCUGAUGAGCUACAGCAACAUCAAAGUCUAUCUGAUGAUUCUGCCACAAGUUCUGCACUUGAUAAGAAUACUGCCAACGAGGAUGAUUUGAAAGUGUCAUAUGCAUCAGAUACACAGACCGGAGUUUCUGUCUCAGUGACGGAACCUGCACAAGUUACCCGAGAUAUCGAUCUCUCUCCUGGUCAACCUUUACAGUCCAAUCAAUCUGCUAGCCUCGGGGUUAUUGGUCGAAGAAGUGUUUCUGACCUUGGUGCCAUUGGAGAGAGCCUCAGUGGGUCAACUUUGAGCUUGGGAGCCUCUCAUGAUCAGCAACACACCCUGCAAAUGCUUGAAGCUGCCUUUUACAAACUUCCACAACCCAAAGAUUCCGAACGUGCAAAAAGUUACACUGCAAGACACCCUGCUGUGACCCCUCAAAGCUAUCCUCAAGUUCAGGCUCCAGUUGUUAGUAACCCAGCCUUCUGGGAACGUCUUGGAUCUGAUAACAUUGGAACCGAUACUCUGUUUUUUGCGUUUUACUAUCAACAGAACACGUAUCAACAGUAUUUAGCCGCAAAAGAACUGAAGAAGCAAUCAUGGAGAUACCAUAAAAAGUACAACACGUGGUUUCAACGGCAUGAAGAGCCGAAGGUUGCAACGGAUGAUUAUGAACAGGGAACUUAUGUUUACUUUGAUUUUCAUAUGGGCAAUGAUGAGAUGCAACAUGGCUGGUGCCAAAGAAUCAAAUCGGAAUUCAAAUUCGAGUACAAUUUUCUUGAAGAUGAACUGGUUGUGUAAAUAACAAACAGCAAGAAAUUGAGAGUAGCUUCUGGUUCCAUUCUUUCAUAUUGAGGUUUUGUUUCUUUUUCUGUUUUUUUGGUGGGAUUUAUUUCUUGGAUCAGAUGACAUCUUUCAGGAGAUAAAUAAAUAAGUAAAUGAACAUACAUACAUACAUA